GGGCGGCGGCAGGAAGCGGCGGGAGCGGCGCUGGGAGCAGCUGGGCCCGGCAGAGCCCAGUCGGCUUUAGUAAACCGCCGGAGGCUGCACCGGGACCCCUGGGGAGAGGCGCGCCCCUGAGUGCACCGCGGGAUGUAGGAAGUAGAGACGCGAUAAGGGGCGAAAGAGACGCAGGGGGAGUCCCGGGCCCCUCCCGGGGAAUGCGCGGCCCCAAGCUGCGGCAGCGAGGGCACGGCGACGAGAGCUGAGCCUCGGGGCUCGCAGAACCCCACCGGGCAGGGGCGGGGCCUCCGCGGCACCCGUCCCUCCCCCGGCCUGGGCCCCGCCCCUCCUCCUCCCGGCGUGGGGACCGGGGCUGGCUCCCGUCCCCGCCCAGGACCUAUCGGAGCGCGCUCCCCCCAGGGUGCCAUGGCUUCGCGGCUCCUGCACAGGCUGCGGCACGCCCUGGCCGGCGACGGCACCGGGGAGGUGGCGGCCGGCCCGGAGGCCGAGCAGUUCCCGGAGAGCUCGGAGCUGGAAGACGACGACGCCGAGGGCCUGUCCUCCCGCCUCAGCGGCACCCUUAGCUUCACCAGCGCCGAGGACGAGGACGAAGAGGACGAAGAGGACGACGAGGAGGCACCUGACUCGCUGCCCGCAGCGGACGGGGCGUCGGGAGAAGACGCAGAACAGAGCUCCGCACCUGAUGGGCAGCGGAGCAGUCAGCUCCUGCCACGGCAAUUGCAGGAUUUCUGGAAGAAGUCGCGAAACACCCUGGUACCCCAGAGGCUGCUCUUUGAGGUGACCAGCGCCAACGUGGUCAAGGACCCCCCCUCCAAGUACGUGCUCUACACCAUCGCCGUGAUGGGUCCAAGGCCACCAGAUCGCCAGCCAGCCCAGAUCUCUCGCCGCUACUCGGACUUUGAGCGGUUGCACCGAAACCUGCAGCGGCAGUUCCGAGGUCCCAUGGCUGCCAUCUCCUUCCCCCGUAAGCGCCUGCGCCGGAAUUUUACUGCAGAGACCAUUGCCCGCCGCAGCCGGGCCUUCGAGCAGUUUUUGAGCCACUUGCAGGCAGUCCCCGAGCUGCGUCAUGCCCCAGACCUGCAGGACUUCUUUGUGCUGCCUGAGCUGCGACAUGCACAGAGCCUCACCUGUACUGGCCUCUAUCGUGAGGCACUGGCACUCUGGGCCAAUGCCUGGCAGCUGCAGGCCCAGCUGGGCACCCCCUCAGGCCCAGAUCGCCCCCUGCUGACCCUGGCUGGGCUGGCUGUGUGCCACCAGGAGCUGGAGGACCCUGGGGAGGCCCGGGCAUGCUGUGAGAGGGCCCUACAGCUGCUGGGGGACAAGAGCCCCCACCCUUUGUUGGCACCCUUUCUGGAGGCCCACGUCCGGCUCUCCUGGCGCCUGGGCCUGGACAAACGCCAGUCAGAGGCCCAGCUCCAGGCCCUGCAGGAGGCAGGCCUGACCCCCACGCCACCCCCCAGUCUCAAAGAAUUGCUCAUCAAGGAGGUACUAGAAUAACCUUGCCUAGACUUCAGACCUCUGUGGGGAGAGGCACUGCACCAGGAUGGCUGGGAGGUUGGGCAGGAGGCCGAUGAGGACCUGGACAACAGUCGAGAGGCUGAAGAAGGUACUGGGAACCCCUAGAAGUUCCACAAAGAAUUUGUAGCAGACUGAGGAAACAUGGUUCUUCUGUUGAGCUGGGCUCAGGACAAGCUUUGGCUGGGAAUGCCCGAGAUGGUGCAGGGAGGACAUCUGAUGCAGCCUCUCUGGCUUAUGAACAGCUGGGGGCUGUGUCCCAGGUCAGGGUCAGUGUUCCCUUUCCCUUGGGCCUCUAAGCCAGCAAGGCACCCUGGCCAAAGGGCCAGGGACUCUGUCUCUGGAGUCCUGGAGUUGAUGGCUGGAGGGAGGGCUGCAGUUCUGGCCCAGGAGAAUUAAAGGCCAGCAGCUCCAGUGG
Pteropus alecto (black flying fox) is the source of this 1936-nucleotide messenger RNA. RefSeq names its product sorting nexin family member 21 (gene SNX21). The transcript is spliced from 3 exons. Gene Ontology annotation, molecular function: protein binding; phosphatidylinositol phosphate binding. Lineage: Eukaryota; Metazoa; Chordata; Mammalia; Chiroptera; Pteropodidae. The record is from RefSeq and is a predicted model, not a curated record. Gene Ontology annotation, biological process: protein transport. Bases 409 to 1500 code for a protein of 363 amino acids. Gene Ontology annotation, cellular component: early endosome membrane.